AUGAGUCUCCAGCCACAAGCACCCAGAGCUCUCCAUGAGCCUCCUUCUACCGAGACCUCGACCCCUCCACCUUCUACACCCGACCCAACCGACGUCUGGCCACUGGGAAAAUCCCAUCCAAGCUGCCGCAAGCCCGAUCAACCCCUUCUCCGCCUGCCGUACGAACUCUUACGAAACAAUUUUCGGGCUGCUCACUUCACCGUCGAGAAGGAGAGCACUUCCAUCAAGGCCCUCCUCAAAGACACGGCCACCGCUUCGGUCAAUGGGCGGGCCUCGCCCGACCAGGUCUUGCAGAAUCUCGACGCCAUGAUCGCCAAGAUGCGGGGCGUGAAGCGCAAACUCACGACCUACGCUGACGAGGAGGCCCGCCUCUAUCAUCAGACCGAUGCCCGCAUCGCCCAUCUAGGCGAACUCUACGGCAUGCACAGCUUUGACGAUGUCAAGUACGAGACCUGGAGCCGAUCUCGUCGACGUCCAGACGUUUGUCUCGAUGAGCAAGAUCCAGGAGUCAUUACGUCGGGGCAGCGUUGCCGAAAGCGCUUGCUUGGUGCCAAGACAACAAGAAGGAGCUGCGCAAGAAAGAUUCUCGAAUUUAUGCUUCGCUUCCAGCAAUACGUCGAGCUCCUCCGCAGCCACAAGUACCUCGAGGCCAUCGCCCACUCCAAAAAGUACAUCGUCCCCUAUAAGUCUGUCUAUCCGGACCAGUGCCGCAAGGCCUUUGGACUCCUUGCCUACUCCAACGCCGACGCGGCCGCCAACACAACCUACGCCACCCUCUACAGCCCCGACCGCUGGAAUAACCUCGUCGACAUAUUCACCAACAACCACAACGAGCUGCUCGCCCUGCCCCGCCUGCCCCUUCUCCACAUCGCCCUCUCCUCCGGCCUCUCCGCCCUCAAGACACCCGCCUGCCAUUCCUCCAGCGCCGUCGCCUCCUUCACGACCACGGUACCCUUCUCCCCGGAACAAUACAUUGAGACCAACGCCGGCAUCUCGCAGUCCUCGUCCAACGAAACCCAGCGCUGGCGCCAGCCACAGCAGCAACAAGACCACGGCAUGCACUCGGAGCCCUCCGGCGACGGCGCCCACUCCCAGAAUCCUCACCACCACCACCACCAUCACCAACAACAGGCCCGCCAGCCGCCAUCUCGAGCCCCGCCGCGUCCUGCCCCAUCUGCUCCACCGAGCUCAACGACCUCGCGCGCAACGUCCCGUACGCCCACCACACCAAAAGUCACGUCGACACGGACCUCCUGCUGCUGCCGAACGGCAACGCCUUUGGCAAGGACCGCCUCGAGGACUAUGCGCGCAAGUCCGGGCUCGAGCCCGAGGUUGAGGUCAAGGACCUCAAGACGGGGGCGACGUAUCAUGCCGAGGAGCUGA
This is a messenger RNA of Verticillium alfalfae VaMs.102, 1383 nucleotides long. Its product is annotated as fyv-10. Gene Ontology annotation, molecular function: ubiquitin-protein transferase activity. The record is from RefSeq and is a predicted model, not a curated record. Gene Ontology annotation, cellular component: cytoplasm; nucleus; GID complex. Gene Ontology annotation, biological process: proteasome-mediated ubiquitin-dependent protein catabolic process. The coding region runs from base 1 to 1383 and encodes 460 amino acids. NCBI's taxonomy places the organism in Eukaryota, Fungi, Ascomycota, Sordariomycetes, Glomerellales, Plectosphaerellaceae. The transcript has 5 exons.